This is a messenger RNA of Aureobasidium namibiae CBS 147.97, 1905 nucleotides long. Its product is annotated as Vps36-domain-containing protein. Gene Ontology annotation, cellular component: ESCRT II complex; late endosome membrane. The transcript is spliced from 2 exons. NCBI's taxonomy places the organism in Eukaryota, Fungi, Ascomycota, Dothideomycetes, Dothideales, Saccotheciaceae. Bases 1 to 1905 code for a protein of 634 amino acids. The record is from RefSeq and is a predicted model, not a curated record. Gene Ontology annotation, molecular function: phosphatidylinositol-3-phosphate binding; ubiquitin binding. Gene Ontology annotation, biological process: protein transport to vacuole involved in ubiquitin-dependent protein catabolic process via the multivesicular body sorting pathway.
AUGUUUCUUCGCCAACUCGACCUGACGACUGCUCUUCGUCCUUCUUUGCUACCCGAUGAAACUCUCUUGUUUGUCCAGGACUCAGUCGGUCUUUACGAGGGCAAAUACAAGAUCCCCAACUACCAAAAUGGCCACGCGUACCUGACCUCGCAUCGCGUGUGCUAUGUCGAUAACCAGGAGCCACGCAAGUUUUCCAUCGCCCUUGAUCUCAAGGAUGUCGAAAGACCCGAGUUCUAUGCUGGUUUCUUGAAGUCAUCAGCGAAAGUCACACUGUAUCCCAAAGCUCUGAAACACAAUGCCCUGGCCAUCAGAAGUCCGAAACCUGGCUACCCAAGUCAGGCCAGCCCCUCGGGAUCCACACCUCCGAGCCGAUAUGCCACUCCAGGACAUGCUGCUGCACCCUCACCGGCGCCACUAAGGGAUCCGAAUGCUACUUGGAUAUGUCCUAUCUGCUCAUUCUCAAAUCCUGUUCCCUCCAACUUCGAUCCAAGCACUGCGAAUGAUCGGACGCCGUUGCCACCAUGUCUGGCUUGUGGAAUCAAGCCACCUCUCGUGCAUGUCGUCAAAGCAGCCAUCGCAGCUCUAUCAAAUCGGCCAAGCGGCUCAUCUUUUACUCCCAUACCAGCCACAAGCACCCCACUGUCGUCCUCACCACAAACAACACAGACACCUAUGAGUGUGUCCUUGAACCAGUGUCCACGUUGCACAUUCUCGAAUCAUCCAUCUCUCAGCAGCUGCGAAAUUUGUGGAGCGAAACUCUCGAGCACAGCAGAUAGACGUUCGCAAAUCAUCGAAAGCGCCAUUACUCGACCAGAAUCACCUGGUCCAUCACUUCCUACCUCUGCGUUAGGCGAUACCACCCCAGAGAGCGUCAAACUUUCUUUUCGUGCUGGUGGCGACAAAGUUUUCUACGAGCGUCUGAAAGGCGCUCUGGUCCAGCGAAAGUGGCUUCUUCAAAACGCACCUCCGAUACCCAGAUCACACAACGGAGAGCCUACUCACACAUCAAGCUAUUCGGCAACAGAUGGCUAUACCCCGAUACCUCCACCUCCCAAAGUCGUCGGUAUAGCAGGUCUAGAGCGACGAGGAGCAGAACUCCGCAAGAACAACGAGUUCGUUAUCGGAAGCUCAUUCGAGGACUUGGAAGCUCUCAUGACAUCAGCGAAAGAAGUCAUCGCCAUGGCCGAACGCUUCAGAUCGCAAAACAGCAAUGGCGGAGACAAUGAGCAUGACGCCAACGCAGAAGCAGCUUCUCUCCUCUCAGACAUGGGUCUCGUGACAACAAAAGACAUGCUCUCAGGCAGCGGCGCAGAUCGAACAUACAUUGCCGAACUCUCACGCAAUUUAGCUGAGUUUCUUACAGACGACAAGAGAGGCGUGUUGAGAAGAGAAGGCGGUAUCAUGUCCCUCGUCGACCUUUGGGCAGUCUUCAACCGCACACGCAAUGGCAUCGAGUUAGUCUCACCGCGAGACUUUGAGAGAGCAGCGACUAUGUGGGAUACACUACGUCUACCCAUCCGUCUCCGUCGCUUCAGAAGCGGUCUUCUAGUCGUCCAAGGCCGCGACCGCACGGACGACAAGACCGUCGCGAGUAUCCUGUCCUGGCUCAAAGACCUCCACUCUAUCCCACCAUCCAUGUCAAACACAUCCGAAUUCGCAUUCGGCCGUGGUGUGACAGCGCAAGAAACAGCAGAGAGGUUUGGCUGGAGCGUCGGUGUCGCGACAGAAGAGCUUGAGAUGGCAGAAGAAAGAGGUGCUCUAUGUCGCGAACAAGGUCUCGACGGCGUCAGAUUCUGGGAAAACUUCUUUGCCGAGAUCCCGGUCAAGCUACCAAAGACCAAGACGGCAUCGCAGUUGGAGCAGCUGGAGAUUGAGAAGAGGUUGAAAGAGAGUGGUCUCUUAUAG